UCAGGGCUUGUGGUUUCCCUGCUUUCUUCCAAGAUCAUGAGUUUGUUAUCGGCGAUGAUGAUGAAAAUGGUGAUGAUAUGGUGUGUUGGAUUGGGUGGCGAUAGAGUAGCAUUGUUUCAUGCGCCGGCGCGGCACUUCUCGUGCGAAACAUCUCACUCAGCACCCUCCUUCCCAGACAACUUUGCCUCUCAGUCAGCUCGAGAUUCUAGAAAAUGCAUCAUCCACCCAUCGUCUGGUCUUAUCAUGUCAUGUCUGUCAAUCAAAUCGUGAACACAGUUAUGAUUUCGCUUCUUCACACGAUACAGUAAGAAGUCCACGGCAUCAAAUGGGGUUGUGAAUAAAUAGACUUGGCGGUGUCAAGCUGCUGGGGAGCUGGAGUGGGAUUUCUGGGAUCAGUGGCGGGUGUUUCAGGUAG
Molecule: messenger RNA, 415 nt
Organism: Mollisia scopiformis
Lineage: Eukaryota; Fungi; Ascomycota; Leotiomycetes; Helotiales; Mollisiaceae
Exons: 1
Coding region: 37-270 (77 amino acids)
Source: RefSeq, a predicted model, not a curated record